AUGGUUAUUUUGAAUAAAAUUCUGUUUGCUAAAAAUGUGAUUAGUAGUGUAGUGCUUGCACUGGAACUAGCAAUAACUGCCAAAGUUGUAGUGUUGGUUACUUAUUAUAAAUUAGUUCAUGUGUGCAAAAAUGCUAAAGUGGAUUCUAUGCUAAUAACAAAAAUUGUUUAAAAUGCGAUUAGUAAUGCGCUACUUGUUCUUAAACAAGUUCAAACUGUCUCACCUGUUAAUAAGGUUAAGUAUUAUAAGAUAGUACCUGCUAAUAAACAUGCAACUAAGGAUAUUUUGAAUAAAAUUCUAUUUGUUAAAAAUGUGAUUAGUAAUGCGCUACUUGUUCUUAAACAAGUUCAAACUGCCUCACCUGCUAAUAAGGUUAAGUAUUAUAAGAUAAUACAUGCUAAUAAAAAUGUAAUGAUGGUUAUUUUGAAUAAAAUUCUAUUUGCUAAAAAUGUGAUUAAUAGUGUACUGCUUGCACUGGAACUAGCAAUAACUGCCAAAGUUGUAGUAUUGGUUACUUAUUAUAAAUUAGUUCAUGUGUGCAAAAAUGCUAAAGUGGAUUCUAUGCUAAUAACAAAAAUUGUUUAAAAUGCGAUUAGUAAUGCGCUACUUGUUCUUAAACAAGCUCAAACUGUCUCACCUGUUAAUAAGGUUAAGUAUUAUAAGAUAGUACUUGUUAGUAAACAUGUAAUGACGGAUAUUUUGAAUAAAAUUCUAUUUGCUAAAAAUGUGAUUAGUAGUGUACUGUUUGCGCUCAAACUAAAAAUAACUGUUAAAGUUGUAGCGAAGGUUUCUUAUUAUAAAUUAGUUCAUGUGUGCAAACAUGCUAAAAUGGAUUCUAUGCUUAUAAUAAAAAUUGUUAUAAAUGCGAUUAGUAAUGCACUACUUGUUCUUAAACAAGCUCAAACUGUCUCACCUGCUAAUAAGGUCUAUUUUUAUAGGACAACUAAUGCUUAUCUAAAUGUGAUCCUGGCUACUAUGUUUAAGGGAAUAUUUGCUUAAAAUGUAAUUAAUAAUGUCUAACUUGCAAUGGACCAUCUGAAAAUAACUGCUUGA
Tetrahymena thermophila SB210 is the source of this 1053-nucleotide messenger RNA. RefSeq names its product transmembrane protein, putative. The record is from RefSeq and is a predicted model, not a curated record. Lineage: Eukaryota; Ciliophora; Oligohymenophorea; Hymenostomatida; Tetrahymenidae. The transcript is spliced from 8 exons.